AAACAAUCUCUGUCAUUGAUUCAUGAUCAAAGAACUGUAAUCGAUUACAACUGUACACGGCGUGAAAUCCGUUUCCGAUUCUAAAGAUCAAUAUCAACCCUUGAUUAGAAAAUGAAAAGUUUGAAUAGUAUUACACAAGAGAAAAUGAAAAUAGUAUAUAGAAAUAGAAGAGUCACAACAAAACAAAACAAAGGCACAAUAAGCAACUCUCACCCUCCAACUCUCACACCUUCUUUCUUUCCUCAAAACCUUGUUUUUCACUCUUUCACAUUUCUUGUCCAAUCUCCACCCAAACAACCCCACCCUUUUUUCCUCUCUUUCCUCUCUCCCUUGAUAUUUCUCAAUUUUUUUUGGUUUCAAGGAGAGAGAGAGAGAAAAAGAGAGAAAUAUCUCUCCCUCCUUCAUCAAUGGAAAUCACCUCAAGAUUUCAUCAUGAAAGAGAAAAUCCAUCUCCAAUGAACUCACCAAAAAGCAAUGUAAGUAAUUGCAUGAGUAGCAGCAAUUCCAAUAGCAAUGGAAUCCAAAUUCCAACACCACCUCUCACUCCAAAAACAAUCCCUAGAUCUGAUUCAAAUCCUUAUCCAACAACUUUUGUUCAAGCUGAUACAACUACUUUCAAACAAGUAGUUCAAAUGUUAACAGGUUCAUCAGAAACACCAACAACAGCACCAACAACACCAACAACAAAACAUCAACAACAUCAUCAACAACAUCAAGAUCUACCUCAACAAACAAGAAACUUUAACAUCCCACCAAUCAAAACAGCACCAAAGAAACAAGGUUUCAAAUUAUAUGAAAGAAGGAACAGUCUUAAGAACAGUGUUCUUAUGCUCAAUACUCUGAUGCCAAAUUUUUCACAGAAUUCUAAUUUCUCAUCACCAAGAAAACAACAUCAUCAACAAGAGAUUCUUUCUCCAAGUUUGCUUGAUUUUCCUUCACUUGCUCUUAGUCCUGUAACACCAUUAAACGAUGAUGCUUUUGAUAAAUCUUCACCUUCAUUAGGAAAUUCAUCAGAAGAAGACAAAGCUAUAGCUGAAAAAGGUUACUAUUUACACCCCUCUCCUAUUACUACACCAAGAGAUGCAGAGCCACAGCUUCUACCUCUGUUCCCUGUUUCUUCACCUAGAGUUUCACAAUCAAGUUCUUGAGGAUGAAAGAAUUGAUUGUUGUGUAAAAGAUUGAAACUUGCUAUGUGGGUCAUUUAGAUUGAGAAAUUUACUACAUGGGUUUUGAAAUUUGAAUCAUUUCAAUUUCAAAAUUACAACAAGGUACAAAUACAUAGCUUGGUUUAAUUUGUAAAAGUGGAUUUCUUAAUCUUAAUCAUGAAAUGGUUAAGAUAAUCUUUAAUUCUCUCAUGUUAAUUUUGUUUUCAACUUUUCCAAAUAUUUGCUAUCAUUUACCUUUCCAUAAAUGAAAGAAGAAGAAAAAAAUUCUCUUUGUCUAA
This is a messenger RNA of Trifolium pratense (red clover), 1444 nucleotides long. RefSeq names its product VQ motif-containing protein 4. The transcript has a single exon. The record is from RefSeq and is a predicted model, not a curated record. Bases 408 to 1148 code for a protein of 246 amino acids. Lineage: Eukaryota; Viridiplantae; Streptophyta; Magnoliopsida; Fabales; Fabaceae.